GUGACAGACCUGCCCUGUGCUUAGCUUCCCAGGACGGUGUUAGCACAGCCAGGAGGAGCAGCUGUUAUCAAGAGAAGCACCAACAAACCUGUGCUUUGGGACCGAUGGCCUUGCGCCCAGGUUGGAGAGCGUUUACGUCAUUUGCCAUGAACCGCUGUGGUGUCCUUCGGAAGGCUGUGAGAAGCAGUGGUUUUCCCUUGCUUCCCUGGGGCCACUGCCCCUGGAGGGGAACUGGAAGCUUUUUGGACCCUGAGAUGAAAGCUUUCCUGGAGGAGAACACUGAAGUCACCAGCCGUGGUAGCCUCACCCCUGAAAUCCAGUUGCGGCUUUUGACCCCCAGAUGCAAGUUCUGGUGGGAGAGAGCUGACCUGUGGCCCCACAGUGAUCCUUACUGGGCAAUCUACUGGCCAGGAGGCCAAGCCCUGUCUAGGUAUCUUUUGGAUAAUCCUGACGUUGUCAGAGGAAAAUCUGUGUUAGAUAUUGGGAGUGGAUGUGGAGCUACAGCUAUCGCUGCUAAGAUGAGUGGAGCUUUAAGGAUCUUGGCCAAUGACAUAGACCCUAUUGCAGGAAUGGCUAUUACACUAAACUGUGAGUUGAACCAACUGAAUCCUUUUCCCAUUUUAACCAAAAACAUACUGGAUUUGGAACAAGAUAAGUGGGACCUUGUUGUGCUUGGAGAUAUGUUUUAUGAUGAAGACCUUGCAGACAGUCUACAUCAAUGGCUGAAAAAUUGCUUUUGGGUCUACAGAACUCGAGUACUGAUUGGUGACCCUGGGCGACCCCAGUUCUGUGGACAUAGCAUUCAGCAUCAACUGCACAAAGUAGCAGAAUAUUCACUUCCAGAGCCUACUAGGCAGGAGAACAACGGACUGACAACAAGCACGGUGUGGGAUUUUCAGCCUUGAGCUGCUGAAGUACCUCCGAUAUGGAUAUAGCUAUGUUUGCGUUUAACCCUAAAAGACUGUCCAGUUCAAAGAAGGCAAUUUGUGUUAAAUGGAAAAUCUUGUUUCCAAAAUAUGAAGGUUAAAGUUUUGUCACCCUUUGUCAUGUAACUUGUUCUGCAG
Molecule: messenger RNA, 1064 nt
Organism: Eubalaena glacialis (North Atlantic right whale)
Lineage: Eukaryota; Metazoa; Chordata; Mammalia; Artiodactyla; Balaenidae
Gene: ETFBKMT
Product: electron transfer flavoprotein subunit beta lysine methyltransferase
Exons: 4
Coding region: 105-905 (266 amino acids)
Biological process (GO): peptidyl-lysine trimethylation
Cellular component (GO): mitochondrial matrix
Molecular function (GO): protein-lysine N-methyltransferase activity
Source: RefSeq, a predicted model, not a curated record